Messenger RNA from Sabethes cyaneus, 3263 nucleotides. It is a transcript of the gene fl(2)d, whose product is annotated as pre-mRNA-splicing regulator female-lethal(2)D. The transcript is spliced from 5 exons. NCBI's taxonomy places the organism in Eukaryota, Metazoa, Arthropoda, Insecta, Diptera, Culicidae. The record is from RefSeq and is a predicted model, not a curated record. Gene Ontology annotation, biological process: regulation of alternative mRNA splicing, via spliceosome. The coding region runs from base 1342 to 2688 and encodes 448 amino acids. Gene Ontology annotation, cellular component: nucleus.
CGUUGCUGGAUCCGGGGUUGUCGGUUCUGGUCCCGGUACCGCAGCCGGAUCCGGUUCGACCGGUCGUACCGGUGAAUCGUUGGAGUAUCACUGCCGCAUGCUGGAAGCAGACAACGUGCGAUGUGAGUGAUAGAUUGCUAAACGGUAGUACAUGCGUGGACACAGUUUGAACUCUAGUUUGCAGCUUGCGGUACUCUGGACGAUGCAAAUACGCAUUAUAUAAUUAUUCCGGUUAAAACAUAAGUAACGUGCUUUGUUUCCUACAAUAACAUAAUAUGUGAAUUGUUUUCUAUUCUCCAAUAUCAUAAACUAAAAAUUAUUACUCAUUUGUGACAAUUUAAAAUCAGCAUGAUUCUCCAAAAAAUACAAAAACAGAGUUAAUGCAACGUACAAUAAUUGGUUAACAAAAAGCAGUACAAAAAAUUAACUAUUGGGAGAUACUGAAUGAAUUACGGGAAGGUUUGAUGAGUUGGCAUUGCACCGGCUGGGAUCGAUUGCUGUCGUACGUACCUGUUCGCGAUCUCUACAGUCACCGACUUCCUGCGGAAAGUGCUAUGGCUUUAAUUCGAUUUCCGUCGCUGCGACAACAGUGCUUGAGAAGACGAACUUUGUCAAUUGAUAGUGUUUUUAUUUGCAACUGCAACGACAUGUGAAACGAUCGUCCUCAUGCGUUUCAAUUAUUAUGGUAAAUAGUGAAGGUGUUCUGCUUGCAUGCCAGCCAGCUGGUAAAGCCAAUUAAUUGUUUAUUGUGAUGUAUGGACGUGUUGAAAAGUAAUCAAGAAAAUUCAACCAUCGUAGCAUGAGAUAUGCCUGAAGAAAAAGUAGGUUUUUAUUGAUCCAGCUAACGUCACUACCAUCGUCUUCGGGGCAACAACAAGAAAAAUGAAUGGUGAAAUGAGAACUGUGCUCUAGGGGUGGGAAAUAUAUUGCCAAAAAAAUCAAUAAAGUAUAGUGAAAUCGAAAAGCCAAUGAACUGUGUGUGAUACACCAAAAGAUGAAAUGGGUUAAGUCGGGUGGGUCGCAAAAAGCAAUAGUGUGAUCACGCCCAUAGCCAUACUCAAUCUGAAAUAUGAGCAAGUGAAUGUGUAUAAAGAGAUGCAAAAAAAGUCGACAAGCGUCUUCGUCAAGUGUGGAGUGUCUCUUGAUUUCAGCAUUAGCGCAUUAUUUGUAUAGAAAAAAAAUCAGUGCACCGUCCAAGCGCGAAUCAGAGUUUCAAACAGUGUCUACAGUGUCUAACCGGGAAUGAGAAUGGGAAGGCUAUAGUGUUCUAGAUCAGUGGAAGUCAAAGUAACCGCCCAGUUAAUAAUAGCAGGCUGGCCGAAGGAUUCCCUGAUCUCGUCUAUGCUGUCCCAGAUCUUCGGAAAGCAGAAAGUGCCUCACAAGCUUUACGAACUACAAACCGUAAAGGAUUCGGAAACAAAACUCAAACAACAGUAUGCCGAAUCUCAGCGUCGCGAACGGAUCCUUGCACGGCGGCUCGCCGUCAAGGAACAGGAAAUGCAAGAUUUUGCCAGCCAAAUUGCCGAGCUUAAAACCGCCCAAGCACCGGGCCAGGCAGCCCUUCGUUCAGCCCUGCUCGAUCCUGCCGUUAAUAUCCUCUUUCAGAAGCUCAAGAACGAGCUGCAGCAGACGAAGGCAAAACUGGAAGAAACACAGAACGAGCUGUCGGCCUGGAAGUUUACCCCGGACUCUAAUACGGGAAAACGGUUGAUGGCCAAAUGUCGGCUGCUGUAUCAGGAGAACGAAGAACUGGGCAAGAUGACCUCCAACGGACGGUUGGCCAAGCUAGAGCAUGAACUUGGGCUGCAGAAGAAAUACAACGAAGAGGUUAAGAAAUCCCAGUUGGAGCUGGAUGAUUUCCUACAGGAGAUGGACGAAGACGUCGAGGGCAUGCAGAGUACUAUCGUGUUUCUCCAGCAGGAGCUAAAGAGCACCAAGGAGGAGAAAGAGGUUCUCGAGAAGGAGGUGCUCCAGUUGCGGUCGUACGUUAACGGUAGUGCGAUCAGCGGCUCCGGUGGGGAUGAUUCGACCCCAAUGGAAACGGAUUCGGAUCCGGCCUCCUCGCUGUACCUAGUGAAUGGAAAUAAUAAUGCAAAGUUGAAGCAAAGUUCUAGUGAACAAUCUGAAUCUUUGUUGGUGUAUCAAAAUCGGACGCACUGUAGUGGUGGCAAUAACAGCAAUCCGGGUUUACAGUUACAGAACGGUGGUGAUGAGUUAGUUAAUGAGCAAGAUCAAACGAUCGGCGGCAGCGGUGGUAAUAAUAACAGUAGACUUAGCGGUAAUAGUAACUCUAGUACUGUUAGUAAUAACAAAAAAGCAAACAACAGGACUGCUAAAACGGUUGGUGGUAAAAAACGAAAUUAUACUGAAGAGCAGGACGACGAAGGGGCGGCGGCGGGUAGUGAAGACGAGGACGAUAGUGGUCAUUACGAGGAAGGGUCUAACAAUGGUAAGAUGUUGGCUCCUCCUGAUAGUGUCGAGCCCUCGCAGAAUCACCAGCAGCAGCCACACGAAGAAGAGCAGAUCAUUGCCAGUAGCAAUAAGCGCAUGACACGGUCGGGUAAAGGUAAAGCACCACCCAAAGCGACGGUCAGUGUGAAAAAAUUACGCCGGGCUUCGGUACUUUCGGCAGAGCCGGCCGACGACGACGACGCUGCCGAGGGGUUUGCGCCAAACGGGGCGAACUGAAUUUCUUACCACCCUUAAACGAUCCACCGGGCGCCUCCACCGAGCGAGUGCGCGCGUAACGACGAGAGACUUUCGUUCUUUCCCGGGCAAUGAAUGGCGUACUGUUACUUUUUUUAGCCGGAAGCACGCUAUCCCGCGAAGAAUCGAAAAAACAGACUAGAUAUAAGAGCUUGGAUGAGUAUCCUUCUAAAGUUAUAUGAAAUAAAAAACACACUCAAACACAGAUUGAAAUUAGAGCUCUAAGAUUACCUUAUACAAUAAUAGUUAUUGUACAUUUGUGGAACCACGGCUAGCGAGCCCGACCGGCCCCGACCGAUGCGAUGCGGACAACCAAUCAUAUUGUGCCGCGCCCUGCCGUCAUCAUCUACGGUUAAGUAAGUAAAAUAGAGAACCGGAAAUAGGAAGAAAAAGAUAGUGAAACAAGUUUUUCGUGAAAAGAAAACAAAACAGUGCAAGUUAUUUUUUUGUUUCGUAAAUGAACAUUUCUUAACAUCUAAGGAAAACAUCAAAUACAACUGCAAGCCGAAAAACACAAAAACUUCAUAAAAACAAUAUGUAGUAAUUUAAAUUAUUUC